Messenger RNA from Haliotis rubra (blacklip abalone), 748 nucleotides. Its product is annotated as alpha-amylase-like. Bases 1 to 708 code for a protein of 235 amino acids. The transcript has 3 exons. Lineage: Eukaryota; Metazoa; Mollusca; Gastropoda; Lepetellida; Haliotidae. The record is from RefSeq and is a predicted model, not a curated record.
AUGUCGGACACGUUCGUCCUGUUACUGUUGGGCGCCUGUUCCCUUACUGUGGCACAGGAUUUCAAGAGGACUAUCAUCGCUAUAGAAAAACCAACUACACACGGGGAGUAUAUGUUUCUUAGGGGCGGAUCUACGAGUGGACAGAAGCUUUCCAUAAGGCACAACGUCGAACCAACUGACGAAACGUCGUUCUUCGCUCAGACGUCCAAGGGUGACUCGACGUUAACUUGGUCGUCCUACGAGAGCGGACAGGGAGUGUAUCGGGAAGGCUGGAUAGUGCGGUCUGCUGAGGGAACACCUAUGAUGUGGACAACCGAUGAUGAGUCCUUCGGUACCAACGUCGACACCGACGGCGCCGGGUACUGGGAGCUGAACACGGAGGGAAGCGGCUACUGGGUGGUGGACGUCGACAUGGACUGCAGUGCCACCCAAGGAGGCUGGUUCGCAUUCAAGGGCUACCUUAUCGACCUCUACCGCUACAAGUCGGAAUGGGAGGGCAGCUACAUUAACCAGUACUCCUGCGACGUGAACGGCACCCGCGUCAACGUCCCCGGCGCACAGUCGUGGAACCACUACGGUAUCUGCGGCUUCUUCAACAUCGUCCGCUGGAAUGAUGGUAAAUGCAUGGCUCAGGAGGUGGCCGUUGUUGAACAGUUUGUGGAGGUAAUUAGAUCCCCGCCAACUCCGGAACUCCUUGCGGAGAUUUAGUCCUUCCUUGGAGAGGAGCAAUAAAUCGUAUAAAACUGUU